Aedes aegypti (yellow fever mosquito) is the source of this 1800-nucleotide messenger RNA. RefSeq names its product cytochrome P450 4d1. The record is from RefSeq and is a predicted model, not a curated record. Gene Ontology annotation, molecular function: oxidoreductase activity, acting on paired donors, with incorporation or reduction of molecular oxygen; iron ion binding; monooxygenase activity. The transcript has 5 exons. The coding region runs from base 130 to 1638 and encodes 502 amino acids. NCBI's taxonomy places the organism in Eukaryota, Metazoa, Arthropoda, Insecta, Diptera, Culicidae.
CGUUUUUCCGUGCUUAGUAGUGGUCGGACGGUCGUCGCGGGUAAACUCACAUUUUGCAAUCAGCUGCCGUGUGGAUUUAGAGCCUGUGUUUUACCACACAUUGAACCGCCGCGCAAGAAAAAAAAAACGAUGUGGUUCCUGUUGUCCCUCGUGGCAGCUGCAUGUUUGGCGUGGGCGAUCUACCGAAAGUUCGCAAGAACUUUGGAAAUAUCCGGGCAGCAUACGGGACCACCAGCGUUACCGAUCCUGGGGAAUGGGCUGUGGUUCCUCAACAAGCAACCCGAUGAAUUUUUACCGAUCAUCCAGCGUCUUACCGAUGAAUAUGGUGAUGUAUUCCGUUUUUGGCAAGGACCAGAAUUCACAUUAUAUGUGGGUAGACCAUCCAUGAUUGAAACCCUCCUAACGGACAAGAAUUUGACGGACAAGUCCGGCGAGUACGGCUACCUCUCCAACUGGCUCGGCGAUGGCCUAUUGCUAAGUAAACGAAACAAAUGGCAUGCCCGACGGAAAGCCAUCACUCCGGCGUUUCACUUUAAGAUCCUGGAACAGUUUGUGGAUGUGUUCGAUCGAAACGCGUCUGAACUGGUGGACGUCCUUGGGAAGCAUGCCGACAGCGGAGAAGUGUUUGACAUUUUCCCACAUGUCCUGCUCUACGCUUUGGAUGUGAUCUGUGAAAGUGCAAUGGGAACGUCCGUGAACGCACUUCGGAAUGCCGAUUCCGAAUACGUUCGAGCAGUCAAGGAAGCGGCCAACGUUUCGAUCAAAAGAAUGUUUGAUUUCAUUCGACGCACUCCUCUUUUCUACCUUACUCCGAGCUAUCAACAACUGAGAAAAUCUCUGAAGGUCCUUCAUGGGUACACGGAUAACGUGAUAACAUCGCGUCGGAAGCAACUAAGCAAUAGCUCCAACAAAAAUCACAAGGAUUCAGAUGACUUCGGAUUCAGGCGAAAGGAAGCGUUUCUUGAUAUGCUUCUGAAAACGAAUAUCAACGGAAAACCGCUGACCGAUCUGGAGAUCAGAGAAGAAGUGGAUACUUUCAUGUUUGAAGGUCAUGACACAACCACCUCGGCUGUGGUCUUCACGCUGUUAAAUCUGGCCAAACAUCCCGCAAUACAGCAGAAAGUCUACGACGAGAUUGAAUCCGUUAUAGGAAACGAUCUUCAAAAGCCAAUAGAGUUGUCCGAUUUGCACGACCUUUCGUAUCUGGAAAUGGUGAUCAAAGAAACCCUACGCCUGUACCCAUCGGUACCACUGAUCGGUCGGAGGUGCGUCGAAGAGACUACCAUCGAAGGCAAGACGAUUCCGGCCGGAGCGAACAUCAUCGUCGGUGUGUUCUUCAUGGGACGGGAUCCGAACUAUUUUGAGAAGCCGCUAGAUUUCAUCCCGGAACGGUUCUCUGGAGAGAAAUCUGUGGAAAAGUUCAACCCCUACAAAUACAUCCCGUUCAGUGCCGGUCCUCGGAACUGUAUUGGCCAAAAAUUCGCUCUCAACGAAAUGAAAAGUGUGAUAUCGAAACUUUUGCGCCACUACGAGUUCAUCUUACCGGCAGGCAGCCCCGCUGAACCUCUGCUAGCAUCUGAGUUGAUUCUGAAACCUCAUCAUGGAGUCCCACUACAGAUCAGACGCAGAGGCCACUAGGUGCAACUAGUUGGCCCUUCACCGGGAAGGGUCAUCGACCCAUGUGACUGCUUACACAUGUAUGUGUAUAACAUACUUAUAAUAUAGAACUAAUGUCUAUAAUGUGAUAGAACGAUACAAUUCUGUGAAAGAUCCUACUCCAAUAAAAACGUUCAAACUCGA